AUGGGGUACGGGCAGGUCCUCCCUCACGCCGCCUCCGAGGGCCUGGUGCGUCUGAACGUGGGGGGGGUGCGUCAUGCUGUGGACCCCCAGACCCUCCUCAGGUUCCCUCACACUCGUCUGGGGCGUCUGCUGCGGUGCCAGAGCGAGGCCGCGGUGCUGGAGCUCUGUGACGACUACAGCGACCCCGAGAGAGAGUUCUACUUUGACCGGAACCCGCAGGUUUUCCUUUGCGUCCUGAAUUUCUACCGCACUGGUCACAUCCACACCAUGGAGGAGCUCUGCGUCUUCUCCUUCAGCCAAGAGAUCGAGUACUGGGGCAUCUGCGAGUUCAGCAUCGGCAACUGCUGCAGCAACUGGUACCAUGAGAGGAAGGAGAACCAGGAGGACCGACACUGGGACUGCUACAGUGACGACCAGGCCCCGCCCAGCUUCGACUCUUCUAUGGAGGAGCUUUCUGCGCUGGACGAGGACCUGGUCAAGUUCAAGGGCGCCUGGUGCAGCGAGCUCCGCAGCUACAUCUGGCUGCGUCUGGAAGACCCCACCCACUCCCGCUCCUCCAAGAUCCUCGCCGUGGUCUCCCUGAGCGUGGUCCUCACCUCCAUCGUGGCCAUGUGCGUCCACAGCAUGCCCGACUACCAACAGCACGACAAGAACGACAAACCCAUCGAAGACCCCGUGCUGACGCUGCUCGAGGGCAUCUGCAUCGCGUUCUUCUCCGUGGAGUUUGUGGUUCGCCUCGUGGUUGCGCCGUCUCUGUGCAGGUUCCUCGCCAAACCCCUGAACAUCAUCGACGUGGCCUCCAUCCUGCCCUUCUACGCCACGCUCGCCCUGGAGACCGCCGAUGAGGAGAACGAGGACCUCCAGAACGUGGGGAAAGUAGUCCAGGUUCUUCGGCUGAUGAGGGUCCUGCGCAUCCUCAAGCUAGCGAGGCACUCGGUCGGGCUUCGAGCUCUGGGCGCCACCAUCCGCCACAGCUUCGAGGAGGUGGGUCUGCUCCUGCUGUUCCUCUCGGUGGGGAUCUCCAUCUUCUCCGCGCUCAUCUACUUCGCGGAGAAAGAGGACCAGGACACAGACUUGGGGACCAUCCCUUCAGGCUGGUGGUGGGCCACGAUCACCAUGACCACUGUUGGAUACGGAGAUACCUGCCCAGUGACGGUCGCAGGGAAAAUAAUUGCAACUUUAUGCAUUAUCUGUGGCUUGCUAGUCUUGGCUUUACCCAUCUCCAUCAUAUUCAACAAGUUUUCAAAGUACUAUCAAAGGAGCAAAGCCAUGGAGAGCCAGGGCAUCGAGAAACCGGAGAGGAAGGACCCUGAGCUCCCGUACUAUAGCAUCCGAGACCUGUUCAGUGAGAACUUGUACCCCUUUCUUGGGGGCCUCGCCUACAGAGGCAGUGUGAGCAGCAAAGGAGACACAGAUGCCUCCAGUCUGAAGGACAUGGAGAUGAGUGAGAAGGACAUGGAGAUGAGUGAGAAGGACAUGGAGAUGAGUGAGAAGGACAUGGAGAUGAGUGAGAAGGACAUGGAGAUGAGUGAGAAGGACAUGGAGAUGAGUGAGAAGGACAUGGAGAUGAGAGAGAAGGACAUGGAGAUGAGUGAGAAGGACAUGGAGAUGAGUGAGAAGGACAUGGAGAUGAGUGAGAAGGACAUGGAGAUGAGUGAGAAGGACAUGGAGAUGAGAGAGAAGGACUUCUGGGAGAAAGGGCCCAGAGGAUUGUGA
This is a messenger RNA of Knipowitschia caucasica, 1716 nucleotides long. The record is from the annotation of a GenBank genome assembly. Lineage: Eukaryota; Metazoa; Chordata; Actinopteri; Gobiiformes; Gobiidae.